Heterostelium album PN500 is the source of this 267-nucleotide messenger RNA. RefSeq lists its product as uncharacterized. Bases 1 to 267 code for a protein of 88 amino acids. The transcript has a single exon. The record is from RefSeq and is a predicted model, not a curated record. NCBI's taxonomy places the organism in Eukaryota, Evosea, Eumycetozoa, Acytosteliales, Acytosteliaceae.
AUGUUGCGUUUGAUCCAAAAGAAACGUUACUCGGUCGGCUACAACCAACCAGCCAGUCACACAGAGCCAGAGACCGAAGAAACCUUCAACAGUGACGAUGACGACGAAGAGCCAGAACAAAAGAAACUCAACGAGAGAAACAACAAACUGAAAUCACACAGCAGAGAGAAGAACAUGAGUAGCACCUCUACUAAUGCAUCCGACUCUGAUUCCGAAUCCGACUCUGAACGUGUCGAUUACUUUAUUGAAGGAUCGCUUGGUAGUUAA